CUUAUAUGUGUUCAUGUAAAAUUUUUGCAUUUGAUCAUGGAUAGCAAUGAAGAUUCAGUUUAUAUUUAACAUUUCUACAAACUCUCUAGUCUCUGGCAAAAAUUUAAGUUUAUCUGUCAUCAAAGUGUUUACUUAAAAAAAUAAUUUAGUAGUUUAUGGAGCGAUGGCUGUCAUCGAGUUUUAUUUUACUUUAAUAGAAAAUAAGAAAAGAAGCUUUGAGUGCACAUAAAAUGAAAAUAUUUUCGUGAAUCAUGUACAUGUUUUACAACUUCCCUCUAGGUAUAAGUGAAAUAAUCAUAUGUCUGUAUUUAGAACCAUUAGUGAUGUUUAGUGAAAAAGCUUGUUAAGUUCCGACGAUGGCGUCCGAUGGUGAAAUUUCGUGUGCGAAUGAUCCCAAUUUCGCUGUUAUUUACUCAUUUCUAAAAACAUUUGGCAAAUUGUACGGCUUGGAUGUUCCUACGAUAUCUAAAUUACAAGAAUUCAUAGAGAAUACACAAGAAGUAUCGGAUCCGUUGAAGGAGUUACACUUGAGACUUCUGCGUCGUGCUCAUAAAUCGGUGCCGAGCAACAGAUGGGAGAGGUUUAUGAUAAAGUUCUGCCACCAACAAGGUCACCACCAGGAAGCCUGGGAGAUCGAGAGGUUCUCUUACAAGAAAGCUAGCACACAAGUCAAAUUGAAAGUAUUGAAGCUGUUACUAGAGUUCCAAUUUACUUGCCACCAAAAAUUUAAGAAUGCUGUCAAUGCUAUAUCAUGUAAGGAGUUGAGGUUGGAUCCUAUUGGCAGAGACAAGAAUGGCUGUGUGUACUGGCUGCAAGUGGACCAUGAGGCCAACUUAUGUUUGUAUAAAGAAGACCAGGAUGAGGAAACAUGGCAGCUUGUAGCUAGGAGUAGAGAAGAACUGGUGAAAGUCAUAUCACAGUUGAAGAGUGGGGAAGAUAUUGGUCCUUUAUCUGCAUCUAAUCCUAAUGUAAAUGAAGAUUCUAAUAGUGCUGAGGUUCCACAGUUGGAGACCAACAAAUCAGAGGCUGAAGAAGAAAACGAAGAAGAGUUCCUAAGUCCAGAAUCUGAAUCAGAACAUGAAACUGAAGAACAAAAGGAUAAACAACCACUUUCAGAUAAAAAGGAUACAGGCCCAGAUGACACUACUGACACUAAAGAAGAAAGUAGUGUAGAGGCUACUGUCACACGUAAUUCUCCCGCUAAAGCCACAGAACCUGAACAACCCAUUAAAGACAUAGAAGUAGAGAAAGCAGAAAUAUCGCAACCAGCAGAAGAAUCACAAGAAUCAACAAUAGAAAAUGAGGCUGUCGAAAAAGAUGAAGUUGUAGAAGAAAAGGUUGAACCACAGGAAAAAGAAAAAUCUGUAGAAAAGGAACCAGAGGCAUUAGAAAAACCAGCAACACCUCCUGUAGCAAAAGAAGCUGAAAAACCAGCUGCAUUUGAAAUGGCUGAAGUAGAUGAAAUACCAGUCAGUCCUAAAGCUGUAGAAAACCCCCAAGUUGCAGAAACAACUGACUCGAAAGAAGAAAGUCUAGAAGAGGUAAGUAAAGAACAAAAAGAUGAUGAAGUAGGUGAAGCCAUAGAGGAACCUGUUAUGUUGGUAACUGGUGAAGGCAGUGGAGCUGACUGUGAAAGCUCAUACAUCAUAGGUGAAGAAAUUUCAGAACCAGUCAUGUAUUUCUAUGGCGAAGGUUGGGGCUACGACAAUGAUACGGGUAACCCCGAAACCAUUGAACAAGCCAACAGUCCAGAAGAAAACUCCGCUGAAGAAAACGGGACUGAAGAAUGCCUCAACGGUGAUGUUCACGAACUUUCGAAUUCAAGCAAUAAAACUAAAUUAGGAAAAAGUGUUAAGUUAAAAAGUAGUGUACCCUCAGUUACUAAAAGAACUUUGAAAAAACAAUCCAAUGACACCACAGAAGUAUUAAACACGGACCCUAAAAAACCUUGUGUGCGCGAUCUAGAACAAUCAGAUGGCUCUAAUUCAGCAAAAAAUAAUGAAAACGACUUAAAAAGAGAAGCUAGUGUCAACGACAAAAGUACUACAGAUAGUGAAAGUCCUAAAAAGAAUAACGCUAAGAAAGGGAGGCGUAAAGUUAAAAAGAAAAGCAAUCUCGCCAGAACUUUAAAACUAAAUAAAAGCACAGAGUUAGUGAAUGCAGAGACUGAUAAUUCUCACGAUAGUAAAACAAGUAUCAUAGAGAAGAGAAAAAGCAGUGUAUCUUCUGUUGAUCAAGAGGAUACAGUCAACACCGAGAAUGAGAAAGAAAAGAGUCCUGAUAAAGAACUUAAAGUAGAAGACCCCUUACCUCCUAAGAAGUUACGGUUAGAAACAACACCAGAGAGUGAUGUAAGCACACAUUCCAAGGAAAUAGGAGAUAACGUAGAUAACGGCGAAACUAAUAAAGACACUUUGAAUAAUGUUGAAAGUAAUCCAAUAGCGCAGCGGAAGAAAAUAAAGGCGAAUAAAGGAAAGUUCAAAAGAAAAAAGAUCGUGAAAAAGGUCGAAGAUGAUGCUGAAAAAGGCAGUGACAAAGAAAUUGUAACUGACAAUGGUAAGAAAGAGUGUAAGUCUUUGAAAAGGUCUCUAUUAGAUGCUACUAUGAGCGAUAAGAAUAAAUCAGAAUCUCAAAGUGAGAGCGAAGAUGACGAACCUAUAACCAGUGGGAAACGACUCAAAAUCAAACCUAAGAAAAUCAGCACAACCACUAGAAAAAAAGUAGAAGCGAAACUUUUAGAAAAGCAAUCAAGUGACGAAUCUGAGGAAGAGACUCUCUAUAGUAUAGCUGGCAAGAAAUCAUCAAAGAAGUUGAUAAAGAAGAAGAACAAAGACAAAGGCAAGCCCAACAAGGACAAGGACAAGGCCCGCGGUCGCGGCGGGUCGGACGAGUCGGACGCGGCGCCCGUGCGGCAGUCGCGCAGGAUCGCGCAGAUGAAGAUCAAGGAGGAGGCCGAGAGGAGGCACAUGGAAGAGGUGGCCUUGCGGGAGAUGAAGAAGAUACAUAAGAAGAAGAACAAAGACGACGACGAGGAGGAGGAGUGGCGCGCGAGCGGCGCGAGCAGCUCGUGCGGGUCGCGGCGGCGGCGCCACGCCCAGUGGCGCUCCGACCACUCCACGGGGCCCGAGCCCGACUCCGACUCCGACGAGCCGCUGUUCGAGCUGCACGACGAACCCGACCUGGUUUUCAACAAAUCGGAUCACGAAUUCUCACCGGAAUCUGACUUGGAGACCGACGAACCGGUCGAACCAAUGAAACGUGCGCGAACUUUACAAGAAGACGCGGAGGACGCGGGUGGGUUCUGUCAGCGCUGCGGCAGCGGCGAGCAGCCGGAGUGGAUCCUGCUGUGCGACAAGUGCGACGCCGGGUACCACGCCAGCUGCCUCAAGCCGCUGCUGCUGCUCGUGCCCGAGGGCGACUGGUACUGCCCGCCCUGCAACCAUGAUAUGUUGAUAGCAUCUUUAGAAGCGGAACUGGUGAAAUACGACGAGCUAGUAGUCGUAGUAGAAGCUGAGAGAGAAAGAAAGAAGCAAGAAGAGCCGGAGCCGGUGAUUGAGAAGGAGUCGGAAGAGGAGAAGGAGACUCAACAGGAGAACGAUGAAGAUAAAUCCAGUGAUGUCAGUGCAAGCAGCGAUUGGUCAUCGACGUCAGAAGAAGAAGCGGUGUACCGUCUGCGCGCGCGCAAGCAGCUGCCCGUCAGCUACCGCAGCCAGGAGUACGACAGGCUCAUCAGCUCUGCCAUCAAGGAGGAAUACGUAGAAGCAACAACUAGUGCAGGAAACCAAGGACGCGGGAAGGACAUAUCGACGAUCAUAGAGGCCGCUGAGGAGGAAAAGAUGAAGGCUGAACGAGAGGCUUUGGAACAGGGUAAACCUGUUGAGAAAAAAUCAAAGAAGAAACUGCGACGGAAACCUAGGAAACUUAACUCUCUGGAGGUACCGUCUGAAGAUGAUGACGAAACUGAUGAGGACUUCAAAGAUACCGGUGGUUUUAGUAUGGAUUCUUCAUCUGAAAUCUCGUCUUCGGCCGAGCGUGAGAGCUCCAGCGAUUCGAGGUCGUCCGACUCGCUGCCUAUACGACGGACAUGUAGAUCUGAUAAAAAAGGAGAACGAACAAAAAUGACAGAAUCAUCACCUGAAGUGAAGAAAAAGAAGAAAGGAGUUUUGGAUGACAGUUCGAGCGAGUCGGCUGGUGCCAAAGAGUGGUCCUCGAAGUCUAAAUCAUCAAAAUCCAAAUCUCGUCCUCCAAAACUGAAGCGUCGUGAUAAAAGCAAGAAGUCUCGCAAGCGCAGCGGUCUGACGCAAUACGACGCGGACGGUAACGUGAUACGAGCGCGAGUUACUUACGGCGGCCUCAGCGACGACCUCAACGACUGGUCGCCCAAACAUCGCACGCGACAGAAGAAGAUCAACUAUACUGAGAUGCCUAACACUGAGUCGGAGGAUGAAAUGCACAAAUCAAGUGGCAAACACAUGCCGGACAGUUCAGACGAAUACAAAGUCGACACCGACGCUACAACUGACUCCGACGACGAGAAAGCGAAGCGCAAAAAGGCGGAAGAGGCAGAACUAGAGGGACAGACAAGCGAGGAGAAGAGGAAGGCCAUCAGCGACCUUAUCAAGAAGACUGCUGUAGUGCCGCUAGAGAAACUGCCCGAGGAUGUCACGAGGGCCAAAACUGAAGAACUGCAAGCGCAUUUGAAUGCCCAAGCAGCUAUGAAUGCUGCUGCUCGUCCAAAUCGCGGUAGAGGCAGCAGGGGCGGACGUGGUAGCAGAGGCGCGCGCUCGUCCCGCGGCUCGCGCGGCGCCGCGCCCGACGACGCGCUCGCCAAGCUCAUCGGGGUCAAGAUCAAGGAUUUGAGGACUGAUGGCUCACCAACCAAACCUAACCAAGUGGAAAGAGAAAAGAAACGUCAAGAGCGAGAAGCGAAACGGGCUGAACGUGAAGCUAAGAAACAGGAAAGAAUUCAAAAGAGGGAAGAAAAGGAAAAGAUGAAAGAACAGAAAGCUAAAGAGCGAGAGGAGAAGAGACUAGCUCGAAUCGCGAUGCAGGAGAGCAAGCGGUUGAAGAAGGAGAAGAUGGAGUUCUCCCCGCCGCCGCUGGGCUCCGGGCUCGGGGGCGCGCUGGGGGGCUUCCCCCCGCGGGCCCCGCUGCCCUACCGCGAGCCCCCGCGGUACCCCGCCGCGCCGCGCCUGCAGGUGCGUGCGGAGUUACGCGGCGUGCUGUCGGCGGAAGAGCGCGCGCAACACUCCGCGCGACCCGACCAGGCCGCCGCGCUCAGAGAGGGUACGCUUUCAGUAGCUGGUUCGCCUCAACCCUUCAAGCCGAUCACGGAGGAGCCCAGCAUCAUCACGCGGAUGCCGCACAUGAUCAACCAACAAUACAGGGGUCCGAUGAUGUACCCCGGCGGCGGGUCGUACGGGCCGCGCGGACAGAACAUGUCCAUGUACGGGCUGCACCCCGGCGCGAGGCAGUUCCCGCAGUACUACGGACACGUGCGCCAUCCCGCCGGGUACCCGCCGCGCGGACCCUACCCGCCCGCCACCUCGCCCGCGCCCCCGGGACACGGGCCGCCGCCCGGACACGGCCCGCCUCCCGGACACGGCCCGCCUCCCGGACACGGCCCACCGCCCGGACAUGGCCCGCCUCCUGGUCACGGCCCACCACCCGGACACGGCCCACCUCCGGGCCACGGGCCGCCUCCUGGACAUGGCCCACCUCCCGGACACGGAGCACCGCCACGACACGGACUGCCGCCCGGACACGGUCCGCCACCAGGACACGGUCCUCCACCUGGACAUGGCCCGCCACCUGGACAUGGCCCGAUGCCUUCUGGCCAUGGCCCACCAAACUCGAAUCACGGUCCAAGCGGCCCAGGACACGGGCCGCCUCGGCCUGGUCAUGGACCUUCACCACCCGGCCACAGACCUCCAUCUGGUCAUGGACCAUCGCCUCCCGCCCACGGUCCACCACCUGGACAUGGCCCAUCACCAGGUCAUGGACCAUCGCCACCUGGUAUCGGGCCUCCACCAGGUCAUGGGCCGUCACCUACUGGACAUGGGCCCUCGCCUUCUGGACAUGGGCCCUCGCCUUCGGGACAUGGUCCGUCACCACACGGCCUCCCGCACGCUGGGCUCGGUCCCCUGGGCCUGCACAGGCCGCAUGCGCCGGGCCCGCCUGGCGCAAUGCCCCCUACCUCCAGCCCGCACGGCAUGCCAAGUUCUGGCCUUCCGGGCGGCCCGCUUGCUAUGCAUCGUGGCAUGCCACCCGGCCUGGGCGGUCCUCUCGGCGUUCCGCUGCAGAACCGGCCACCGUCGUCGGGACCACCACCACCACGUUCUACGCCCCCUGUGGAUCAGGAACCGCCGGUACGAAUCAAAGCCGAGGUUAAAACUGAACCCGAGUAUCGGUCGCCCACCGCGUCGCCGGCGCGGGAUCCUUCGCCCACGCCGCCUCGCGACGAACCUCCUCGACAUCCAAAAAUCAAGCAUACAGAGAACAAGGACCGCAGGCCGCGCUACCCGCUCGGGCCGUACGCACCACAGUACGGGCCGUACGGGCCAUACGCGCCCCCGCCGGGGCCGGCAGACCGCGGCGUCCCGCCAGGCCCGCGCGGGCCGCUCCCGCACCCUCUGUCGCACCACCCGUACGCGCCCGAAGCGCGGCCGCGGAGCCCCGCGCUGGAGGCGGGCGGCGGCAGCGGCGCGGGCUACCUGCCGCCGCACCUGCGCGGGGCGCGCGCGCCCUUCCUGCCGCCGGCGGCGCCGCGCUCGCCGGCCGAGGCGGCGCCGGCGCGCCUGGAGCCGCUGGGCGUCGUCAAGCAGGAGAUGCCCGACUCGCCCGCGCCGGUGCCGCCCGCGCAGCCCUCCCCCGCGCCCGGCCCGAGCCCCGUGCUCGCGGGGCCUGGCCUGGCCGGCCCGGGGCUGGCGGGGGCCGGCAUGCUGGGCCCGGGGCUGGCAGUGCCGGGCAUGGCGGGUCCGGGCCUGGCCGGGCCGGGCAUGGCGGGUCCGGGUCUGGCCGGGCCGGGCAUGGCGGGCCCGAGCGGGCGCGAGGAGGGCAGCGUGUUCGGCGGGCUCGUGAGCUACUUCUCGAGCCAACACGAGGACGACGACAUCGACGCGUAG
Messenger RNA from Trichoplusia ni (cabbage looper), 7124 nucleotides. Its product is annotated as remodeling and spacing factor 1-like. Gene Ontology annotation, biological process: regulation of DNA-templated transcription. Gene Ontology annotation, cellular component: RSF complex. The transcript has 25 exons. Lineage: Eukaryota; Metazoa; Arthropoda; Insecta; Lepidoptera; Noctuidae. The record is from RefSeq and is a predicted model, not a curated record. The coding region runs from base 357 to 7124 and encodes 2255 amino acids.